This is a messenger RNA of Penicillium waksmanii, 414 nucleotides long. RefSeq names its product FG-GAP repeat domain-containing protein. NCBI's taxonomy places the organism in Eukaryota, Fungi, Ascomycota, Eurotiomycetes, Eurotiales, Aspergillaceae. Bases 1 to 414 code for a protein of 137 amino acids. The record is from RefSeq and is a predicted model, not a curated record. The transcript is spliced from 2 exons.
AUGAAUGUGGGUGACAAUUCCGCAAUUGUCUUGCUUGGAAACGGAGAUGGUACCUUCCGGCCACAAGCUACUUACGCUGUAGGAUCCUCACCAUUUGCUGCAGCAGUUGGCGACUUCAAUGGAGAUGGCAAUCUUGAUUUCGCAACUGCGAAUGAGUUUAGCAAUACAGUGAUCAGUGACUUCAACAGAGACGGCUAUCUCGAUAUUGUUGCUGUGAAUCAACGUGACAGUACAGUUAGUGUUUUAUAUGGGAUUGGAUCAGGUAGCUUCCAGACACAGAGCGUCUUCGCUGUGGGGACCAAUCCGAGGGGUGUUGCAGUGGGCGACUUCAAUGGAGAUGGCGCUCCCGAUAUAGUGACUGCCAAUCCCAAUGUCAAUACUGUGAGCGUUUUGCUUGGGACUUGCGGCGUUUGA